UUUCCUCAUUGGCGCACACCUCCUCAUACUUCUCUAAUUUGACUUUCUCGGCUGAAGUGAAAGGUCCUAGAUGGAGAUGAUUGACAAUGCUCUUUAUUCUGCAUUAGAAUUGUCUGCUGUACCCCAAGCCCAGAAUGACUACAGACCACAGCAAAAUGCUUCUUCUUCCAGGUGCUCUUUCUUUCGCCACCGUACGACAAUAGCUUCGGGGCUUCUGAGUGCCGUUGUUGUGAGUGGGCUGCUGUGCAUGUGGACUCUGUGCCGGAGUUCCAAGCACACCACUUGUGCCAGCUGUCCUAGCUGCCCAGACUUCUGGAUGGGGUAUGGUGACCAUUGUUAUUACUUCUCAAUGGAGAAAAAGGACUGGAAUUCUAGUCUGGAAUUCUGCCUAGCCAAAGGCUCACAACUCCUUAUGUUUACAGACAACCAGGAAAUGAACCUGUUCCAAAGUUUCUUGGAUAAAGACUUUUACUGGAUUGGUCUCAGGAACAAUUCUGGCUGGAGGUGGGAAGAUGGAUCAGCCUUAAACUUCUCAAGGAUUCUUUCAAACAGCCUGAUACAGAAGUGUGGUACCAUUGGCAAAGAUGGUCUCCAGGCCUCUAGCUGUGAAGUUUCUUUACAGUGGGCCUGUAAGAAGGUCAGACUUUGAUAGAGUCUCAGAUCUGUCACUAAAAAGAGGGAGCCACCUCUGGGAGACCCAUGGAUGGCCAUGAGUGUAUAUUUAGUGAAUGCUGAACCUUCUAGGAUAUGCCACUAGAUGUAAGAUUAAUGCAACUUCCUGGGAUUAAUGGUUUAUUGCUGUGUGCUCUUUGAGAGUAGUUAGAUAUUAUCUUAGCAAAUGCAUACAGUUUGUUUUUAAUAUUUCUCAUUCAGGUGACUAAUGCUGCUUUCUUCAUCUCCACAUCCACCAUUUUGUCAAAAAUUUAUCUCUUGUGUAUGUUAUUUUCUGAGCUGAUCUGAUGAAAUCUGUGCAAAUAUGUACUAUAGCUAAUGUUCUAGAGAGUUUUUAUGUGUGCUAGUGGGUUGACAUGUUACUUUUCCCUGGUAAUAUAUUUUUAUGUCAAGAGUGGCCUUUUGCAGAUAAAGCUUUAUUCUAAAGAAUAAUGCUAAAGAGGAUGAGAACAGGGUGGGGCUUUCUUCACACUUACUUAAAGACCCACCUUGACCUAAUUUAGUCUUGUUGAGUAUGCAUAAACCAAUAUGUGACUAUAUUUUCCAUGCUGUAAGUAUAUGAUUUGUAUGUUAAUUUACCACAGUGGUCUAUAUGAUAAGCCAUUUUUAUAGAAGAAAAUUUAUAGAAGCAGUUUAGGUGGUUGAUUCUUGAAUCAUUUUAUGCACAGGUGCCUCAAAAUUGAGAAAAAAGUUAUUAUUUUUUUCUUAGUAGGAUUUAGACAUAAAUAAGUGAGAAGAUGCUGUUUAAAGAUAUAGAAGUGAGUAAGGAGGGAGACCACAACCCUGUACUGCUGAUGACACUGUAUUGUAAUCUGCUUACUUGUCUUUCUCUUUGUAGUUUUUUAGGAUGUGGACUCUAUCUUAUCCACCAUUGUAUCCCAAACACCUACAACAGCGUUUGUAUCAGUGAAUAUUUAAAUAAAGAAAUUAAUUUUAAAAUAAAGAGAAAUUAAAAAAUUCUUAUUCACUGUGGCCUAGUGGCUUAGUUAGUUGGAGCGUUGUCCUGUACACCAAGAGUUGCGUGUUUAGUCCCUAGUCAGGCACCUGUGGGAGGCAACCAAUAGAUGUUUAUCUCUCUCUCUGUCUUUUUCUCUCUCUAAAAUCAAUAAAAAAUAUCCCUGGUUAAAACGUAAAAAUUUAAGUAUAUUUUAUUGAUUAUGCUAUUAUAGUUUUUCCAAUUUUUUCUCCCCUUUAUCCCCCUCUGCCUUCAUCCCCCCUCCAUCCAUCAUCCCCCCCAUCCUUAGUUCAUGUCCAAGGGUUAUACAUAUAAGUUCUUUGGCUUCUCUAUUUCCUAUACUAUUCUUAACAUCCCACUGUCUAUUUUUUGCUUACCAAUUAUGCUUCUUAUUCCCUGUACCUUUCCCCUCAUUCUCCCUCACCCCACCCCCACUUUUAACCCUUUAUGUGAUUUCCAUUUAUGUGAUUUUGUUCUUGUUCCAGCUGUUUGCUUAUUUUUUGUUUUUUGGGUUUAGUUGUUGAUAAUUGUGAGUUUGUUGUCAUAUUAAAGUUCAUAGUUUUGAUCUCCUUUUUCUUAGAUAAAUCCCUUUAACAUUUCAUAUAAUAAGGGCUUGGUGAUGAUGAACUCCUUUAACUUGACCUUAUCUGGGAAGCACUUUAUCUGCCCUUCCAUUCUAAAUGAUAGCUUUCCUAGAUAGAGUAAUCUUGGAUGUAGUUCCUUGCCUUUCAUGACUUUGAAUACUUCUUUCCAGCCCCUUCUUGCCUGGACUGUAAGGUUUCUUUUGAGAAAGCAGCUGAUAGUCCUUUGUAGGUAACUCUGCCCUUUCCUCUUGUUGCUUUUAAGAUUUUCUCCUUAUCUUUAAUCUUGGGUAACUUAAUUAUUUUGUGUCUUGGUGUGUUUAUUCUUGGAUCCAACUUGUUUGGGACUCUCCGAGUGUCCUGGACUUACAUAUCUAGUUCCUUCACCAGAUUGGGGAAGUAUUCCUUCAUCAUAUGUUCAAAUAAGUUUUCAUUUUCUUGCUCUUCCUCUUUUUCUUCUGGCACCCCUAUGAUUUGGGUGUUGGGACAUUUAAAGUUGUCCCAGAGGUUCCUAAGCCUCUCCUGAUUUUUUUGAAUUCUUGUUUCUUCAUUCUGUUCCAGUUGAAUGUUCAUUUCUUCCUUUUGUUCCUAAUUAUUGAUUUGAGUCCUGGUUUUUUUCCCUUCACUGUUCGUUCCCUGUAUAUUUCCCUUUAUUUUGCUUUGUAUAGCCUUCAUUUCUUCCUUUAUUUUGUGAGCAUCAUUUUUGCGACCAUUAUUUUACUCAAUCAUUUCUGUGAGCAUCCUGAUUACCAGUGUUUUGAACUCUGCACCUGGUAGGUUGUCUGUCUCCUCACCAAUUAGUUCUUUUUCUGGAGUUUUGAUCUGUUGUUUCAUUUGCGCCAUAUUUCUGUGUCUUGUUGCACCUGUUAUGUUGUAAGGGGCAGAGCCUUAGGUAUUUGCUGGUGUGGGGCAACACACUUUGCUGUGUUGUGGUGUUGUUUGUGGGGGAGGGGUUAGAACAAUAUCACUUGCUGGGUUGCUUGGUCCUCACCCCACUUUCUGUCAUUUCCCUUGCUUCCCACAAGCAGAUUGUGUCCUUUCAGGUGCUAAUUCCCAGGUGGGUGGUUUUGUAUAUGUUCUAGGACCUUGUGGGUUUCUCCAACUAAGUCUCUUGUGAGGCUGGGAGUUUCUCCCACCACCUCAACCCCCACAGGUUUUUACAGCCAGAGGUUUUGAGGCUUUAUUUCCCUGCUGGAACCCUGGGUCACGUAGUCUGUCUUGCUCCUCUGUUGUUCCUCCCGGCUUAUCUGCCUGUGAAUGCAGGAUGGCCCAGUUCACCAGCUGCAGCCUUGCUAUGUGUCCUCUCCACCCUGGCUUCCUGACUCCACCUGUCCUACCAGCCUAGA
This is a messenger RNA of Artibeus jamaicensis (Jamaican fruit-eating bat), 3554 nucleotides long. RefSeq names its product killer cell lectin like receptor G1 (gene KLRG1). The coding region runs from base 71 to 649 and encodes 192 amino acids. The transcript has 5 exons. The record is from RefSeq and is a predicted model, not a curated record. NCBI's taxonomy places the organism in Eukaryota, Metazoa, Chordata, Mammalia, Chiroptera, Phyllostomidae.